This is a messenger RNA of Cyprinodon variegatus (sheepshead minnow), 1873 nucleotides long. It is a transcript of the gene slc14a2, whose product is annotated as urea transporter 2-like. The record is from RefSeq and is a predicted model, not a curated record. The transcript is spliced from 10 exons. NCBI's taxonomy places the organism in Eukaryota, Metazoa, Chordata, Actinopteri, Cyprinodontiformes, Cyprinodontidae. Gene Ontology annotation, molecular function: urea transmembrane transporter activity. Gene Ontology annotation, cellular component: membrane. Gene Ontology annotation, biological process: urea transmembrane transport. Bases 5 to 1429 code for a protein of 474 amino acids.
UUGCAUGCAGCCUUGGCUUACCCUGAGACAUAUGACUGGAUCGCACAGCACAAAGGAUAUUCACAAGAAUAUCAGCAGAUCCACUUCUUCACCAAACAGCUACGCUGCUCCAGUCCUUUUCGAGCUCCAUCCCCUCAUGGCCUUUCCUGAGUGCAACCCCUCCCAGGAAGACGGGAUUGAGGGCAAAUCACAGCCCACAGAGGAAUCAUGUCUACACAAGGCCUGGGCGCGCUUUCUCAAAGGUGUCUCCUACUUCUCAGGAGACAUGGAGGUGUUUGGAAAAUGGAUGGAGAAACAGUUUAUCUUGCUGCAGCUGCUGGACUGGGUUCUGCGUGGAGCGUCCCAGGUGAUGUUUGUUAACAACCCUCUGAGUGGCCUUAUCAUUUUUGCUGGCCUCAUUUUACAAAACUAUUGGUGGGCUCUCAAUGGUUUUGUUGGGACUCUCUUUGCAACCAUUUCUGCUCUCAUUCUGCAACAAAGCCGGGGUGCAAUAGCUGCAGGACUUUACGGGUACAACGGCAUCCUGGUGGGUCUCCUGAUGGCUGUGUUCUCCAAUGCAGGAGACUGGUACUGGUGGCUUCUGCUGCCUAACAUCUUUAUGUCUAUGAUGUGCCCAAUUGUGUCCAGUGCCCUGGCAUCCAUUAACAGCCGCUGGGAUCUGCCAGUGUUCACUCUUCCAUUCAACAUCCUGGUGUGUCUCCACAUGGUUGCAACCGGCCACUAUAACCACCACUUCCCUCAAGUCCUCAUUCAGCCACGCUCAGAGCUCCCCAACAUCACCUGGUCUGAAAUUGACCUGGCUAAGCUGUUCAGGUCAGUACCAGUGGGAAUAGGCCAGGUGUAUGGCUGUGACAACCCUUGGACCGGAGGGAUCUUCAUCAUCUCCCUCUUCAUCUCUUCACCCAUCACUUGUGCGCACGCCAUCCUAGGAUCUGCUGCAGGCAUGGUGUCAGGUCUGGCUCUGUCGGCUCCUUUCGAGGACAUUUAUUUUGGUUUGUGGGGAUAUAAUUGUGUGUUAGCCUGCAUCGCUAUUGGAGGAAUGUUUUACGCCCUGACUUGGCAGGUGCACCUGCUUGCCAUCACAUGCGCUUUUUUCUGUGCAUACCUCGGCUCAGCCAUAGCUAAUAUCAUGUCCAGGUUUGGUCUGCCGGCAUGCACUUGGCCUUUCUGCCUCUCUGCUCUGACAUUCCUUCUCUUGACAACGGGGACCAAGAGGAUAUUUAAACUGCCGCUGGCCAAAGUAACUUACCCUGAAAAAAACCUGGCCUUCUACUGGAGGAUGAAGAAGGAAGAGAAGGCAGAAAAAACAGAGAAAGAAAAGAAGAUGAUAGAAGAGCAGCUGAAUGCUAUUAAUGAGGAGAGGAUACUGGAUGAGAAAGAACAACUACAACAGGAGCUUAGUAGGAUGGAGGAGGGUAUGCAAUGUUGAAAAUGACGGGACAGGUGAAGAUGAUGACAGGGUCAAUACAGAAGAAAGAAACAGAGAAAAUAAUUUCACGCAGGUUGUUUUUGCUGAUUAUGUCUGAAACAAUACAGAAGAACUAAAAAUGUCUGGUGUCACUGUAAUGUGUGAAUGUAAAAACAUGUACUUGUAAAUAAAUUCAUUUUAACCAUACCAUGAAAAGACUGAUAUCCGAUGGUUUUAUAGAGGGUUUUAAAAGCUUGCCUUAAAACAAAGCUGAUGAAGACGACACAGUUCAGGGUGUUUUUGAUCUGGCAAAAUCUGUGAAAAGGCCUGGUAUCUGUCGCUAAAUGUUUUGUAUUUUAUUUGAUGAACUUUUAUCUAUGUAUGUGAAAAAUAUUCAUGGGCUCUUAUGUCAGCACUAUUGUAAUGUAUUUUAUUUGAUUGUGUCCAACAAGUCCACGAGGGCUA